Molecule: messenger RNA, 714 nt
Organism: Clarias gariepinus (North African catfish)
Lineage: Eukaryota; Metazoa; Chordata; Actinopteri; Siluriformes; Clariidae
Product: lactose-binding lectin l-2-like
Exons: 8
Coding region: 46-591 (181 amino acids)
Molecular function (GO): signaling receptor activity
Source: RefSeq, a predicted model, not a curated record
CAAGCAAAGGAGACUUCUGCUUAGAUUGUGUGGAAAUCCAGAACUAUGGCUCGUCAGACUGAAGUGGUGUUGCUUCUUACUCUCGCCAUAGCAGCGACUACUUUUGCCUCAGAAGUGGAGCGUCUGUCAGAUGCUUAUUUUGAAAAGCUCAUAAAGGCAGCUCAAGAGCGUAAAGCAACUGAAAAGUGCUCCUCAUGCUGUCCAACUGGCUGGGUGGAAUUUCGUGGGCGCUGCUUCAUAUAUCAGGGGAGCAAAUUGAACUGGGGUUCUGCUGAGCGACACUGUGUGAAUCUCGGUGGACACUUGGCAUCGAUGCAAAAUGAAAAUGAAUACCAGCUGGUCAAGUCCAUCAUCCGUAUUUAUGACAAAAAUGAGAAUCCAACAUGGAUCGGCCUGUCUAGCUGUCAGACGAAGUAUAACUUUUUUUGGUCUGACGGCACUAAGCUGACUUACACCAACUGGAAUCCAAGAGAACCAAAUCGUAUAUUUGGAGAGUGCUGUGUGCAGAUGAACUAUGGCUCAUACAAGCACUGGAAUGACAUCAGCUGUAGCAGGAAAGUUCCCUUUGUGUGUGUGAAAAAGCUUUAUUGAAGUGUUCACAGCAUCACCAUACCAACUAAUAUACAAUUAUACUAUUAAGAUUUUCUUGUCGAUGAUGGCUUUGAAAAAACCUCAUAGUGGCAACUUAAAAUGAGCAAUAAAGAAUCUUCUGAA